UGUGUUGCAAUAAGUUAUUGGCCCAAAGAAAAGUACUCAGCCAAUCAGAUGCUGCAAUCUAAACUACUUAAUCAUCGGAUUUCGUGCAGGAAGUGGAAGCUACAGCAGAACUUCAGAAGUCAACUCCUGUGUGGACUGAACACAUGUAGGAUGUCAGGGGCAGCGGAUAAAGAGGGCCCACCCUCUCAAGUACGACAUGAAGGCUCCCUUCAUUCCAUGACCAAGACAGCAGGGGAUUUGACAUCUGACACAGCUGUGUCAACAGACAGUGCUGGCCAGUCACAGGGUGACAACAGUGGUGUCAUAGAUCAUGAAGCAGGCAGCAGCGAAUCGCCCAAACCACCUGGUUCCCCUGAACCAAACUGUGCCAUUUGCUUGGGGCAGCUUGAGAACAAGUCCUUCACUGACAGUUGCUUCCACAUGUUCUGUUUUGUCUGCCUGCAGGAAUGGUCAAAGGUGAAAGCUGAGUGUCCACUGUGCAAGCAGCCCUUUAAAUCUAUCAUCCACAAUGUCCGUUCAUACAACAUGUAUGAUCAGUUCUAUCUGGAGCACCGCGCAUCACCUCAGCAACGACCUUUGAACCGAUGGUACUGGGACAGGCAUGCAGCCUUCCGCUUUAUGAUUCCAUUUAAUGUUGAUCAUCGCUAUAUGCGUCAUCGCUGGGAUACUAAUUUUCAUCUCCGUAGCCAUGCACAUAGAACCAGAUCCAGACCUUCUGAUCUGGAACCUUCUCUUAUGCGGCCAAGCAGGCGUGGGAUCAGGCUACAACAGAGUGAAGAAUCAAGAGAAAGAGAUCCAUUUUCUUCAAGCCGCCAUCUUGUUUCAACAAUAGACUUCCGACGACGACUGUAUUUAAAUGGUUACAGAGUGACCGGUGUGCAGACAUCUUUGCGAUACAGACAUAUAUCACCAGAGUUCUUCAGAAACAAUCCUGCUCAGACUCACCGUCUGAUUCCCUGGCUGAAUCGUGAGCUGAAUGCCCUGCUGUAUGGACACGAGUCACAGGUACAGUUUGUUCUUGAGCUCAUUCAAGACCUCAUCAAGCGUUUUGCUAUUGACAGUGAGGAAUUCUACCAGCAUGUUUCACCAUAUAUUGGACGCCACACUCGGCACUUUAUGCAUGAGUUUUUGACUUUUGCCCGCUCACCUUACAUUAUGGGUGUUUAUGACACGAAGGCCAUUUAUCAGCCUUCAGCACAAAUGAUUUCAAGCUCGGAGUCUUCUGGGGAUGACAGCGAUGUGGUUGUCAUUGAUGAUGAUGAUGCUGAAGAGGCUGGACGCCCAGCACAUGAGCAGAGAGGAAGUGAAGGUGCAGGUUCAUUGAGGCGAAGCCAUGGCAACGAGCCCCCAUCUGUGAGGCAGGAGUUCAGUUCUAGUUUUGAUCAGACACCAGCAUCCAGUCAGUUAAGAAUGUUGCUGGGUGGCAUAGGCUCAGCAAACAGUAGUACCAACUCAGGAUGGGACUCACCUACUCCUGGACCUUCUUGGGACCUAGGAGCAACCUCAAGCUCACCUGUCAAUGUAGUUGACAGCUCUGACAGUGAAGCAUCCACCAUAAUCAAUGCAGUGGAUUUAGGUUUACAGGAUGGGGCUGAACGAGGUACGGCAGAUGAAUCAGGUGAUGGGGAUGAAGUCAUUUUUGUUGGUUAUGAUAAACCUUGGGAAGAACGGUCACCAAUUCAGUUAUCAUCAGGUUCUGAUGAUGAAAGUUAUUCCAAGUUUGCUAAGCAGCUUGCUCGCAACCACAAACGCAGGUUGGCAGCUGCUUCCACUGGUGAAGAUCAUCGCUCUCAGUCUCGACACAGAAUCAGAUCACGGUCUCCCACACCACCUUCUGCAUACCGCAGGUCAAGGUCCCCCCAUGAAAGGAAGUCUUGUGGCCACAGAGAAGGUUCUUUGAGCAGCACUGGCUGCAGACACAGAUCAUCAUCAGCCUCAAGCAGUCACAAACGUAAUGAUAAGAAACACAGAAAGCAUCGUCCCAAUAGUUCAGAAGACUCUGAAGUGUUGACUCACUCAUCCUCUGGAGGUCAAGGUAAUGGAAGAAGGCAUCACUCUCGUUCCAGAUCUUCUCAUAAGAAACGCAAGCGAAACAGACUGGAGGAUGAAGGGCAAGCCCUUGACCAGCCUCGCAAGAAAAAACACAAGCACAAAAAGAAGCACAAGAAGCACAGAGAGAAAUGUGAAUCAGGACAGUCGAAAAGAUACCAGCACUCACAUUCCACCAGCACUUCUUCAAGAAGGGAUGCAUGUAGCAUUGCCUCAUCUACAGAACAAGAGAGUCGCAGAGAGAAGUCUGAAUCAGAACAAUCAAGAAGGUAUGAGGACUCCCAUUCCAGCAGGAGGGAUGUGUGUAGCACUGCCUCAUCCAGAGAACAAGAGAUUCACCGAGAGUCAUCAGAAACUUGCAAGAAACAUCCUUCUGGCCAUAAGAAAUCGCGUCUUCAGGACAGUGGGGAUGGGUGCAGAGAUGGGCGUCACUGUACACCGGAGAGGAGCCAGAGCAGCAGCAAAAGUAGUGAAACUGAUAACAACGGCCAGGCGUCUACUUGGAGUUCUCUUCAUCUCCUGCUGAGCACUCAUCACCAGUCACCACCAAACCACUCUGCUUCCUAUUUCUCUUUUCCCAGUAUUGAUGUUUCCUCUCGGUGGGAAAACAUAGGCAGAGCUUCUGGACAGAUUGAUCCACCUUCGUCAGCCAUGGCAUCGCAGAUUCUACAGUGUGAGAACAGCUCACAAGAGCCUGUGGUGAUCACCUCCUCAGAUGAGAGUGACCAGGACUACAGGUCUACAGAGCAGAGUGGUGAGGACAACUCGGGAAGUGAGCUGCCAGUGGCCCAGACGGUUGUCGUGCCAUGCAGUUCUCGCUUGAAUGUUCCAACAGAUGGUAUUAACUUCUCCAGCCUUGCAGACGAUGGUUUGCGACCAUCUGCUACAAUGCUUGGGCUGACAGGAGCUGAAAAUAAUGAGGAUGACGUGUAUAUAGAUGUUGACAGUCUUUCGUCCAGCGACAAAAUGUCAGACACAGAAUCUGAUGAGAUUCUUGAUGUGGAAUCUGUCAGCGAAGUGGAGGGGGAUCCACAGUCUGAUGGUAGAGUUCACGAAGUUGCUGAAAUAUGUGCUGAACCAGCAGAGGCUGUUCCUUUGGCCUUAAGCACCAACACAGACCAGGCCACUGCUAGUGCGGUGUCAAGUCCAUGUCCACCAGUUGUGGAGGGAAUCCUUAUGAAAGACGUCUUCAUGGGUGUUGCUCAUAGUUCACAGCUUCUUUCCUGCCAGCACUCAGUGGCAGGCUUCAAUUUAGCUCUGGUUUCUCAAGACUUCCCUCUUUCACAUUCCCAAGAACAAGACCAGACUGUUAGAUCAGAAGAGGCCAGCUCUGCCUUGAACGCUUACAGAGAAUCAAAUGCUGGCAUCUUGCACCAGUCUGCUUUCCAGAGCUCUUGUCACAAAGUCCAUCUGUGCACCGAUAUGUCUGCUCAGGGAAGACAGGCAGAUGGGCCUGCCCCAAAACCCUGUCAUUCCCGAGACCAGAACAAAGAGAUUCCUGAAGGUGUUACCCAGUCCGCUGCUGCAGACAGCAUGACAAUAGGGAGACAGGAGUCUGCUGGCAGCGUGACAGGAGGCAGACAGGAGUCUACUGGGAGCAUGCCUGUGCAACGCAAAACAGUCUGACUCCAGUGGAGAUGUAGCAUCAAGCAGCAAUGAUG
Pomacea canaliculata is the source of this 3710-nucleotide messenger RNA. Its product is annotated as E3 ubiquitin-protein ligase Topors-like. The transcript has 4 exons. Lineage: Eukaryota; Metazoa; Mollusca; Gastropoda; Architaenioglossa; Ampullariidae. Gene Ontology annotation, molecular function: metal ion binding; ubiquitin protein ligase activity. The record is from RefSeq and is a predicted model, not a curated record. The coding region runs from base 49 to 3675 and encodes 1208 amino acids. Gene Ontology annotation, biological process: protein monoubiquitination; protein polyubiquitination.